Molecule: messenger RNA, 1259 nt
Organism: Suillus bovinus
Lineage: Eukaryota; Fungi; Basidiomycota; Agaricomycetes; Boletales; Suillaceae
Product: chaperonin 10-like protein
Exons: 5
Coding region: 13-1059 (348 amino acids)
Molecular function (GO): oxidoreductase activity, acting on NAD(P)H
Source: RefSeq, a predicted model, not a curated record
GCACUCGCAAUCAUGUCUGACACAAAACAACAAAAAGCACUCUUCCUCCAGUCUCAGAAAGGCCAAUUCGCUGUUGGUUUGAACAGCAUCCCGAAGCCCGGGAAAGAUGAGGUCUUGAUCCAGGUUCACUCUGCAGCCCUCAAUCCUGUCGACUACAAAGUUCAGGAGCAUGGGAUUUUCGUCGAAAAAUACCCAGCAGUACUCGGUGAGGAUAUUGCUGGUAUCGUCGAAGAAGUAGGAGAAGGUGUCCGCAACUUCGUGAAAGGAGACAAAGUAUUCACCCAUGGCCAGUUUUCAAACGAUCAUUCUGCUUUUCAACAGUUCACACUCGGCGUUGCAGACUUCACUGCGAAGAUCCCGGGUAAUUUGGGAUAUAAUGAAGCAGCCACUAUUCCAUUGGCCUUCGACACUGCUUCAACUGGCCUGUAUAAUGAUAACAAGUACGGGUUAGGACUCACACCGCCUUGGGUAAAGAAUGGCAUUGGCAUGUACUCAGCGAGUCCAAUCGUCAUUCUUGGUGGAGCCUCAGCUGUCGGGUCUUACGCCAUUCAGCUGGCUCGUAUCUCUGGGUUUGGUCCUCUCAUUGUGACUGCGUCGCCCACCCAUGAGGCUUACCUGAAGUCGCUUGGCGCUACUCAUGUGUUCGACAGGCACCUUUCUGCUACCGCUCUCAAGGCUGAAGUCGACAAAUUCACCGGCGGCCACCUCAAGUACGUGUAUGACGCCAUCUCUCUCCCUCAGACACAGCAGAUUGGAUGGUCGCUCCUCAGUCCGAAAGGAAGGCUUGUUCUCACACUUCCGCCGUCAGUCAAAGAAGACGAAGGAAAGGGACGCACAGCUAUUAGGACAUUCGGAAGCCCACAUGCGGAGGAAAAUAAGCAGCUUUGCAAGGGGUCGUGGGCCAUUCUUUCGGAGUGGCUUGAGGCAGGGACCAUCGAGCCUAUCAGGUACGAAGUUCUCCCUAAUGGUCUUGAAGGAAUUAUCGAGGGGUUGGACCGACUGAAGAAAGGGCAAGUGAGCGGGAAAAAGCUGGUUGCCCAUCCGCAAGACACGAAGUGAGGCCAUCUUCACCUUCUAAACGAGAGAUUCUCUUCUGGUUUGUUAAAGCAUUCAUCACUGUAUUUUUACGGCAACAUCAGCAGUUCAUUAUCAUGUAUUUUAUUCAUAAAUUCUGAAGUACAAGCUAGGCUGGUCCUCUAGCCUGCUUUCCUACCACUGAGUUAGUAACCUUCUCUCGCCACAAUGGCCUGGACUCUGGA